CGCGCAUCUCCAUUUCCAGGUGUAGAUUCAAAAAGCCAGCGCACAUCACAUGAAUGGGCGACACUCGAAACCAAAAGGCUCGUAGUCAACGUGCAUUUAAAUCUGAACAACAGAAGUUAAGGCAUUCACCUUACGAGAAGGCUGCCUGCGGGCAAGGCGUCGACGUCCAACGUGUAGCGUCCAGACCGGAGAAUGGCAACGGCCAGCAGUCCUAUGCAAUGACCUUUACUAAAGCCACAUAUCUAAAGUACACGGGCUAUAAAGGAGAGCGGGUAGUGCAGGAGUUUGACUUUGCUUCACGAAUUGUUAUGGUGGGCUCUGGUAGCUCUAAGCACGAGCUUCGAAAGCUGGGUCAAAUAUUGAAUCUUGUCAACACGGAGCUAUCGUCACCUGCUAUUACAGCCGAGCAUCUGAUGUACUGCAAGUCUUUUUUGUACAUUGGAGACAAAAAGCAGGUCCUAGGCUGCUUAGUUGCAGAACCUAUUGAAUUCGCAUUUGAAGUAGCUCCCUCGAGAUCCAAACCGAACACCUCGGCUGUAUUUUGCAGCCCUGAGAAAGUACCGGCUUUAUGUGGCAUAUCUCGCAUAUGGGUGCAUCCUUGUCAUCGCGGAAAAGGCAUUGCUACCCGGCUGUUAAAUUCUGCAUGCAAGCAUUUUAUCUACGGGCAUUCACUCGACCCAUCAUCCAUCGCAUUUUCUCAACCUACAGGUGAUGGCAAAAAUCUAGCCAUACACUACACGCAGACCUCCAAGUUUUUAAUAUACCCCGAUGACGCAGUGAAGAUUUCCCAUGUAUUGUAAAGCAGUUGUAAAAAAAAAAGCCAUCUUUGUAUAUUCCAUGCUCAAAUUGUAGCUAAUGAAAAGAACACAAUACAUAUCUUGAACAUAAAGAGUGAGAAAACGAUAACGGAUGUUGUGAGUACAUUGAGGAAGGUGUGACAAAGUUUGAAAUGACAAAACACGAAUCGUGCAAGAUUAGACAGCUUUUGUUACAAAUGACGAGUAUUAUAAGGACUGGUUGUUUUGCAGGGAUUGAGAACCAAAGAAAUUGAUCAUUCUGGUAUCUGGGCCACUGCUUCCUUUGCUUCCUCCCACGAUGCAAGAUUCUGUGAAGCCAAAAGGCCUAAAUUAACACGAGC
Umbelopsis ramanniana AG is the source of this 1138-nucleotide messenger RNA. RefSeq lists its product as uncharacterized. Gene Ontology annotation, biological process: mitotic sister chromatid cohesion. The transcript has 4 exons. NCBI's taxonomy places the organism in Eukaryota, Fungi, Mucoromycota, Umbelopsidomycetes, Umbelopsidales, Umbelopsidaceae. The record is from RefSeq and is a predicted model, not a curated record. Bases 54 to 800 code for a protein of 248 amino acids. Gene Ontology annotation, molecular function: protein-lysine-acetyltransferase activity. Gene Ontology annotation, cellular component: chromatin; nucleus.